This is a messenger RNA of Lolium perenne, 1238 nucleotides long. The record is from RefSeq and is a predicted model, not a curated record. Lineage: Eukaryota; Viridiplantae; Streptophyta; Magnoliopsida; Poales; Poaceae.
UACACAUAACAUUUCUUUUGCUGUGCAGGAGGAGGAACUCGGGGAGCCUCUCACCGAGGUGGGAGGGUGGCAGAAGAUGAAGCUGAAGCAGCCCGAUCUGAGCCAGCCUCAGCCCUCGCUGCCCGAGUACUUCGGCUAUGCCGAAGAGGAGUUGGAGAACUACUGCUCGGCGUUCAAGGGUCUUCAUCCGGAGGUGGAUGAUCCUAUUCAGGAGGAGACCGACUUAGACGGCGAUUAUGGUGGCAGGGCGCGGCUCGGAGCAUGGCCGUACGAAGCUUCUUAGUGGGGUGAUCAAGCCGCAGAGGACCCUCACGCAGAUCAGGUCUACCCUCACCGCCGGCGACCCACCGAUCGCGCCUCCUCGACACCGUCGUACCGAUGCUAACUUUGGGGCCGCCUACGCGGCCACUUAUGAGAAGUAUUUGACAGUUGUAGCAGACUGGGACCUCAAGAGAGCAGCUUGGGAAGAGUACCAGGAGGCGACGAGUCGUGCGCUCAGGACGUUCUUCCAGACUGGAGAGAGGAUCGCACUUCCGGAAGAGGAGCCACCUAGGCCGGGGCCGACUCCACUGUGCCCAUCGAGGGAAGCUUUCGCGGCCACAUACUACGCACGGACUCCGGGCACGGGAAGUUCGCGGAACCGACCCUCUCCUGGUUCGUCGCGCGAGGGCACACCGAUGCACCCCGGCCGCCAUUCUCCCGGUGCUUCAGGGUUUACUCCUGAUGGCGAUGGUUCAGGCCAUGGUUCUACCUCGGUCUACCUCGACAAAGGCCGGACGCCUGAAUUUACGAGUCAGGAACUUGGUUGGUCGUGGCGAGCCGCAGUGAUUUCCUCGCGACAUGCGGCGCCACCUGCCUUGCCGUGGCUCAUUUCCCCCUCCUACAACGAUGAUGAUGGGAAGACGAAGCGCCUGUUCUGUCCCGAGGAUGGCAAGGUCGUCCGCAUCACGCUCCCGAGCAAGGCGUUUGGAAGGUUUUUCAUGGGAGCUCAGGACAGCGGCUGGGUCGCCACUCUAGGGCCUAACUUGAGAUUUGCAGUGGUGAACCUCUUCUCUGGCAUCGAGGUGGCAUUAUCCGAGAAACAGAGGAGGGCCGUCUGCGCAUGCCACGACGCCCUGUGCAUCAUCCAGAAGGUAGUCUUCUCGGAGCCUCCCACCUCGAGCGGCUGCAUCCUUGCAGCCAUCACCCACCAGUGCGGCAUCGCGCUAUGUAGAAUCGGCUGUCCAGAAGGCGGGUAG